Molecule: messenger RNA, 2749 nt
Organism: Hyalella azteca
Lineage: Eukaryota; Metazoa; Arthropoda; Malacostraca; Amphipoda; Hyalellidae
Exons: 9
Source: RefSeq, a predicted model, not a curated record
GUUUAAUUCAUUCAAACAACUUCAAAUUGAAUAAUAAUAGAAUAGUAUUUUUCGACACGGAUUCGUAUGAAAAAUAAAUUCAAAUUGCGACAAACGACUGCUAUGAGUAAACUUGAUCUGGUGUAGGUAUUUGAAAAUACAUUCUGCUGGCCUGAUGGAAGUGUGAAAACCUCUCGAACGAAGUGUCAAACCAUUCCGAAAGAAGUGUCCAACCAUCGUGAGAAAAGUGUCAAACCAUCCCGGAGGAUAUGUUAAAUGUUUUCCCAGAGCUCAGAAAACGACCAGAAAGUUCUCACCAAAAGCAUGAUUAUGUCGAUGGAAAACCUUUACUUCACAUAAGCUGCACGUCUGUAGAAGGGCAAUCAUUUGCUCUACUCAGGCUUCCACACUUGCAUCCCUAAUUUUACGUAACUUUGAAGAUCCCAAUCUAAAAGAUGACUCCAAAUACAUUGGUUAACAGCCUCCAAUUACUUUAAAUUUUUUUUUCAUUGAGGCUCGUAAUUAAACUGGACGCUUGCUGCUUUCUAUUUCGACACAAGAAUAAUUAAAAUACUACAGAAAUCUAAGUUAAGAAGCCGUUUUACAUUUCCAGCUGUUAGAAACGCAAUACACUUCCCUCGCCAGCAACGCUACUAUCCCUUCACUAAUUUUACACUAUCAUUCAUUCAAAUACAUAAAAUUGGAAUGGAGAACUACACAACUGGUCAAAGACGAUUGUUAAUAUCAACUAUUCCAUACUCGUAGUUAUGGAAAUAAAUUUGGAAAAGCUUUCACUUGACAAUCAAACUCAUCGGAAAUCGGUAAUGUUUCAUGCAGAACCGUUACGUUAGUGCUCCAAAUCCAGCAUAUUAGGAUCAUCAACAAUUUACAAUAUACACCAAUUAAUGCUUCAAUUCAUCUAUCAAUCAACAUUGGUGAUAACUACUUUAUUGGGACAACAUAAACACGAAUAGUUCCAUUGAAUGUACAACGAUUAACCUACAAUAGAAACAAACAUCAACUUUAAAUUACUCAAUUCCAUUGAAUGUACAACGAUUAACCUACAAUAAAAACAAACAUCAACUUUAAAUUACUCAAUUCCAUUGGAUGUACAACGAUUAACCUACAAUAGAAACAAACAUCAACUUUAAAUUACUCAAUUCCAUUGAAUGUACAACCAUUAACCUACAAUAGAAACAAACAUCAACUUUAAAUUACUCAAUUCCAUUGGAUGUACAACGAUUAACCUACAAUAAAAACAUACAUCACCUUUAAAUUACUCAAUUCCAUUGAAUAUACAACGAUUAACCUACAAUAAAAACAAACAUCACAUUUAAUUAUUCAAUAAAAGUCCCAGAAUUUAAAUGACUUGUGUGGAUUUGAGUUACAAGUAACGAUGCAUCGAAUAUUGUUGCUACUGGCGAGUGCCUUCGUCAUGCGCGGUGGGGCUGUGGUGAGCGUCGCGGGCCUGGACUCCGACUUGGAUGGGACAGGCGGUGCCCUCGGUGGGGGCAUGCCAGUGUUACCCCUGGCAGCAGUCGCACACAUGGACGACCUCAACAGGGUCGUUGCUCGGCUAGCAAGUGAGCUUGAGCGAUUCAACACGCUCUACGUGAUCAAGCUGGAGCGCGAGCUGACUAACACAGCGUCCAGGCUGUCGGCUCUCGAGAGUACCGUCAGAGCGGUCGCUGACAGGGCGCUCGCCUGGGACAAUAUUCAGAACCACAUGGCAGUGUGGACGGACCAAAGCAGGACCAUGGAACGAAAAUUGGACAUCCUGAACAGGUGUCACGAGAAGCACGUUGAGUGGGACAGCAAACUGAACGCAGUAGACGCGCUCAACCACAAGCUAACUGCGCUCGAUAUUAAGAUCAACGCCAUGACUCGGCUCGAGUUCAAGGUGGAGCAAGUGUCGGAGCGUGUCGAGGAGGUCGACUCGAAGGUAACUUGGCUACAGAAGCAGCAAGGCUCCAGUCCGGAUGGCGGGGGCGCUUGGGCCGAGUUUGCGAGCCGAGGGCUGUUGACAACUUUAACGUCCAUAGAAGAUAACGUCAAGAAUCUCAGCAAGAGCUUCAGCCCAACAACCUCUAGCACAUCCCACAACACCAGUCAUAACACCUCAUCACGAGCCAGAGCAAGAGUUCACGGCAGCAGGAGUCGCCCCGUUCGUCACCCCCACGACUCCAACAGAGUCCAGUGCGACCUGGACGAGCGGGAUGGAAGGUUGCUGGAAGACGUGAGCGCCAAGAUGGACCUGGUCUUUGACAGACUCAGCGACACCGAGGACUACGACAACCUUAUUUCACAUUUCUCCCGACGGUCAUUGUCGGUCCCAACGGCUCGCGCCCCGACAAGUCGGGCCUCCGAGCCUCGACUGCCGUCCCAGCUCACCGAGGACCGCCUCUCAUCCGACGAGAAAUCCUCCGAAGAUCCUGAAGCUUCGGACGCCGUAACCGAGAGGAUCUUUGCCAUGUUCUGGCGGAGUCUCUUUGCGCCCUUCAAGAAACUAAACAGGAGGUUCCGGGCUCUUGAGAGCCACAUGACACAACUCAGCAGGUCCUCUCAUAAGCAAUGCACCGAUCAUGAGCGAGGGAGUCCUGCAGACACGACACAACCUACUCUGCCAGCUCGGCCACCGCUCACUCCGUCACAGCUGAAACUGGCGGUCGCUGAAGCCAUUGGUCCCUUGCAGCAAAUAAUCUCAGCGAACCAACUGCAGGCAGGGGACGAGUCCAAGACAGUCAUUGAGCUGCUCCGAGGCAUUGCCCAG